This is a messenger RNA of Geodia barretti, 1765 nucleotides long. Lineage: Eukaryota; Metazoa; Porifera; Demospongiae; Tetractinellida; Geodiidae. The record is from the annotation of a GenBank genome assembly.
UGUAGUGGUAGUUCAGUUUCAGUGUGUUCUGGAGGUCGAGAAGGAAAAUGGCUACGAACUCAGUUCAUCAACAAGAGCUCUCCCAUCUCCUAAUACAUACCCAGUCAGAAUAUUUGUGAACAUUACAUAUUCCUUCAUGGACUGUCCCAGACCAAAAUGUGAUGAUAAUUUUGAGCUGCUACUUGCAAACUAUUACCAUGACACAAGCUAUCCAUAUGGUGAAGGUGGUAUAAUGCCAGACAACAGUAUACAAAACACCAGUGGUGUUUCCAGUGGUACCAAACAGUUCUUCUUUGACUCUGAAACAUCAGUUACUGGAAUUUUCUUAGCACUAAAAAGUGUUGAAGCCUGUGUGAAUGUGUCCAGAGUGUUGGUCUAUCGUUAUGAAUGUCCUGGUCAUGACAGACUGCCUACAAGAAACCUUCUCCGUCGACCUGCCACUCAGUCACUGUGUCAGAAAUUUAGAGUCCGUCACUCCAUACUGUGCAGAGAAUUCUCACCUUGUUAAUAACACUUCAAAGAUAUUAUGUAGAUUUGAUGGAGUAUGGGUCAAUGGUAAAGCACGAUGUGAGUGUAACUCUGGGUAUACUGAAGAUAAAAAUGGGACCGCAUGUAAAGCAUUGCCUAGCCAGUCAACUACUGGAUACAUUGCACAACAAACUGCAUCUCCAUCCACUACAUCUGCCCUUCCUACCAAUGGAGCCACACACAAGACUACAGUUGUGGGAGACACUGUAACAAGUGUCAGUCGAGAACAAACUCCAUCCCUUUCUCCAUCUCCCACCCCUUCACUUCCUACUGCUGGAACAACAGAGGAACGUACAGUUGAGGCAAGAGCCAGGGACAGUGGUGGUGGACUACCUAUUCCCAUUCUGGCUGGUGUGGGUGCUCUGAUUGUAGUCAUCCUAGCUCUAGCACUAGUGGUAGUGCUAGUUCUGGUAAUAGUAAGAAAUCACAGGAAAUCGAAACAAAAUGAGAACCAUUUCUCCAGUGAUGGGAAGCAACUGACUAACCCCGUCUACGAUGCAGUGUCUCAAAACAUACCAGUCAAGUUACCUGCUAGUAACGGGAAUGGAACAAGUGGCCACAAACAGGAUGCCGAGACACUUCGCAAGUUCCCAAACCCUCUAUAUAACACUACCCGACACAAUAUCCUCAGUAAUGGAGUGUCUGAGAGUCACACCACACAAAAUGGGAACACUUUCGAUGAGCCUCAGUACUCUGUUCCCAAUGGCAACGGAUUCGUCCAAUCAGAAUACGAGGUGCCGGUGACCACACCCACUUCAUCGGAAGGCCCCACCCCUCCUCCACCUCUUUCUCUGCCACCUCACGUGUACGACUAUGCAAUGGUGCCUCCUGGGAUGGCUCCAGAAUAUGCCACACUGGAACCUCCAGCCCAUGCCUACCAUACCCUAGAGUUUCCCUCUGGAACUAAUGGAGCUGUGCUGCCUGCUGUGAGUGCAGGGAGAGAGGGAGGAGGUGGGGAAACUGAUGGAACUGAUGGAACUGAUGGAACUGAUGGACAUGGAGAACAGGAAUAUUCUGUCAUUGGAGAAAAGUAGACCACGACAUUGAUCGUACUGUGUGUUUUUACUCUGUAGCCUAUUAUUGGUCUUGUAUAUAAUUCUUAUGGCACAGGUUACAUUGACAGGUCUACUUAAACCCUCUUUCUUCACCUCUAUACAAGUCUUGCUUACUGUGUAUGUCUGUGGAUACAGUGUGCUGUUCCCUUAAGACUAUAUUAUUAUAAUGUGAGAUGUCAGCA